CUCCCCGGCUGAGAACCCGCCAUUUUGAAAACCUUGUUGAUUCCGGGAGAGAGAGAGAGAGAGAGCCGCGCGCCAUGUCUUCUGUUGCUUCCUCUAAAGAAGAUACAAUGUCGUCUGAAAAAGCAGAUGAGAAACAACCUGAGGCUGAAAACAAAGCUGAGGAAAGCGAGGAGGAUGACGAGGAGGAAGAAGAGGAAGAAGAAGAAAAGGAAAAGAGUCUCAUUGUUGAAGGAAAAAGGGAGAAAAAGAAGGUAGACCGGUUGACCAUGCAAGUGUCCUCAUUACAAAAGGAACCUUUCACAAUUACACCAGGAAAAGGACAAAAACUCUGUGAAAUUGAAAGGAUACAAUUCUUUCUGAGUAAAAAGAAGACAGAUGAACUUCGGAACCUGCACAAACUCCUCUACAACAGGCCAGGCACUGUUGCUUCCCUAAAGAAGAAUGUGGGUCAGUUCAGCGGGUUUCCAUUUGAAAAAGGAAGUGACCAAUACAAAAAGAAGGAGGAAAUGUUAAAAAAAUUUAGAAAUGCAAUGUUGAAAAGUAUCUGUGAAGUACUUGAUUUGGAAAGAUCGGGAGUCAACAGUGAGCUGGUAACCAGAAUCUUAAACUUCUUAAUGCAUCCAAAAUCUUCAGGCAAGCCAUUGCCGAAGUCCAAGAAGACACCAAGCAAAGGUGGCAAAAAAGAACGCAGUAGUACUGGAACAACGAGAAAAACAAAACGCACCAAGUGUCCAGAGAUCUUGUCAGAUGAAUCUAGCAGUGAGGAAGAUGAAAAGAAGGAAAAGGAUGACUCUUCAGAAGAGAAAGAAAGUGAAGAGGAGCCCCCUAGAAGAGCAUCUAAGAGAGAAAAAUCUAAAAAGGUGACUUCCAAACCCAAGAAAACUGUGAAAGGUGCAAACGUCAAGAAGGCGGAUAGCAGCACUACUAAAAAGAAUCAGAACAGUUCUAGAAAAGAAAGUGAAUCUGAGGACAGUUCAGAUAACGAACCUUUAAUUAAAAAGCUGAAGAAGCCACCUACAGAUGAAGAAAUUAAGGAAACUGUCAAGAAAUUGUUGGCCAAUGCAAAUUUGGAGGAAGUCACAAUGAAACAGAUCUGCAAGGAGGUGUAUGAGAACUAUCCCAGUUAUGACUUAUCUGACAGGAAAGACUUCAUUAAAGAAACAGUCAAAGAGUUGCAGCUCUGGCUGUGAGUUGCUUUGUAAAUCACGCACUGACCACAUUCACUGAUAACAGCACAGAGGUGGUGUAAGCUUUCUAGGCUGGAAAGCUCUACAAGGGAGAGAAGGAAAUUGGAUAAAGAGAGCUUAUCUCUAUAUUUGCCCUUUUUCACAGAUAACACAGUUAGGAAGCUGCCUGUAAGUUGUUUUUUUUUCUUGUGGGUUCAUUUGCAGGCAUUGAAAUGAUACAUGACUGUCAAAAAAUAGUUACAUCUGUGUGCUGUGCAUACAUAUGUAUGUGUUGUUAUCAACAGAGACAUAAGAGCAAUCUGUCUGCUGGAGGGAUGUUCUUGGGCUUUCGUGACAGCAAAGGUUGAGUGCAUUUUCUUGAUAGUCUGAUGCUAAAGGAGAGGCAAUGUGUACAUUGCAGGUAGAUGUGGAGAAAGGAGAAAACUAAUACGCUUCUCAUUGCAGUUGAUUUCAUGAUCUGAUUUGGCUGGGAAAUGGAAGAUUCCUGAUUUUGUUUCCAUGGAUUUGAAGAUAUGAUAGGCACCAGCAAAAGGAAUGUGUCUUACCCUCGUGGUAUUUAGUCAGAACUGAUUCUGCUGAUCUAAUGCUAAGAGUGUUAAUGUAAAUCGUGUCGUGUAUCUUUUUUUCUAAAGCAAAAAAAAAAAAAUACAACAAAACAUGCAUUUGAUGCACGUUUUAGUUGAACAUUCUUAAGUUUUGUGCAUGGUAAUAAGUGUUCCCUUUUUUAUAGUUUUUGUACAUCUUGGAUUGCUUUGAAUAAUUAGAUUGAUUAGAACCAUCACAGCUUUUUAGUCUGCAUUACUGGCUUGCAGAAGAUUUAAAAAUCAAGAUGAAAGCUGUUUAUCUAUGGAUAUACAUGCAGAGACUGAAAUACUGCAUUAUUGGUUUUAAAAAGAAUUUGAGUAUAUAUCCAAUCUGAAAAUAACAGGAGUUAAUGGCACGUUAAUGUCUUUCAUAAUCCAAAACAUUCUACAGAUGCAGAAUAAUCCUAGAUCCGUCAUUACUGUCUUGCAUGUUUAGGCACUUGGAAUUGUCAAAGCAUGGUAACUAAUCGGCAUAUAGAUGUUAUUUUUGUACUCUUAAAAGGCUUUCUGUUGUGUAUAUAAAGUUAUUUCUGAUUUCUUUUGUGCAAAUCAGUUUUUAAUCUUAUCUUAGAGGAUUUAUGACAUGAAAUGUCAGCGUUCAGCAGUGAGGCUGUGAUGGAAAGCGAGAUGCAGAAGUUUGAUUAUACUGCAAAGGAGUUGAGGUUUUACAAUGUUUUUCCCAUCUUGUACAGAAAUGAAACUGUAGUUUUAUACUUAAGCUUUGCAGUGUUUAAUUUUGUACAAAGACUACAGGUACAUUUGUUUCAAUGGCUUGACCUUAUAAAUAAAGUCCCUGUAAAGACUAUAGGAAAUUUUUUUCAGAUCUCACUUUGCAAAAAAGUCUUUUAGUGUCUUGACUCGAUGGCCUGACAUCUCAGAAGUGGAUAUCCAUGAUGUACAGUUAGGAGGUGCCAUAGCUUUGGAAGCCCCCAGUGGGGUUUCUGAAUUGGGCUUUACUGUGUGGUUGAUCUCUGUUCUGUAUAGGAGCGCUCUUCUGAACCUCAGCCUUGGUGCCUCAACAUACGUGCUGGUACUUGUAAGUCUGCAGUCCUGAACUUUGACCCAUAGCUUUUUGGAUCAAAGUGAACUCUUUUGCAUAUAUGUUUCUGCCCUUUGGGUUUCUUUUUUCCAAAUACAUUGUAGCUAAUAUGGAAAGUCCUACACUUAGCAUGCCAACUAAUAACAGAUGGUGAAGUGUGGGCUGCCAUUAAUGCCAAAAGUAAAGAAUCCCUCUGACUACAGUAUUAAUGGGAAGACAAAGCAUAUUUUUGCAUUUUAUUAUUGUACAGUUGGGAAAUAAGUGUUCAUAAGUGAUCUAAGUUCUGAAAAUGUUCAGCCAGUUAGACUACUCGGUCAUCACAUAUUUUGACUUUCUUUGCGUGUCGUCAUUUAUAACAAGGCUGAAUGUAACGGGGUUUUUUAUUCAAUAAAUGUCUUUCACAAAAAUGUAAAUCAAUGUUGAUGGUACGUUUGCUUAAAUGUAUAGUAAAAAUAAUUAUACAGAAA
This is a messenger RNA of Gallus gallus (chicken), 3277 nucleotides long. RefSeq names its product DEK proto-oncogene (gene DEK). Gene Ontology annotation, biological process: chromatin organization; regulation of double-strand break repair. The transcript has 11 exons. Bases 75 to 1190 code for a protein of 371 amino acids. The record is from RefSeq and is a predicted model, not a curated record. Lineage: Eukaryota; Metazoa; Chordata; Aves; Galliformes; Phasianidae. Gene Ontology annotation, cellular component: nucleus. Gene Ontology annotation, molecular function: DNA binding; histone binding.